Heterostelium album PN500 is the source of this 432-nucleotide messenger RNA. RefSeq lists its product as uncharacterized. Lineage: Eukaryota; Evosea; Eumycetozoa; Acytosteliales; Acytosteliaceae. The coding region runs from base 1 to 432 and encodes 143 amino acids. The record is from RefSeq and is a predicted model, not a curated record. The transcript is spliced from 2 exons.
AUGACACAACGUAACCUAUCCUCUGGCACUACCUUCGAACGUAGUCAAGCUUUGAGAGAAGCAAGAGCGAGAAUCAGAGCAGUCUCUUUCAGCGAUAUGCUAUUAGCAUCAAACAAAGAUUUGAUUGAAAGAGCUGCCCAAUUCUUAGUAUCAAAUCCACAACUUGGUGAUGGCAAAGGUGCAUUCGAGGCAGCAGUCAUUGAAAGAGUCGAUCUACUCGGUAUCCAAUCUUGUCUCCAGUCAUUUGAGAGACCAAGUCAAAGGUUAUACUGCCAAGAUCCCACUAUUCGUUCCAGAUCAAACUCAGAAGAGGCUAUCACUUCGACUUCAUCAGCAGAAGAUGCAGAAGUUUUGAAACGCACAAUGAAAUGGAAGGAAUUCUCUUUUAUUUUAACCAAUACCUUCGGUACCAAACGAGAAUCUGACGAAUAA